AUGUCCGCUUCGCGCUUAAACGAUCUUUUGCCUACGGUGGACACGCAACGUUGCCUUCCAGCUCAUUCGCUUGGGCUCUCUCAAAUGGGAAGAUAUCGUCGCAAUCAAUGCAUCUCGUGCGGGGCUAAAGAGGCCAUCGCAGGUCUUCGAACAUGCCUCCGACCAUGCCUUGCCGAAGCAAUUACCUAUACAGUAUGUCCUAAGGAGGUUCAUCGUUCUCGAUGCACAAAUAUCGGACUCUGCCUAUCAAUUGCCGGGACGCAGCAUAGGAGACGCGCUGGAAGAGAACCUGGUCUCCUUCAGUAA
Messenger RNA from Necator americanus (New World hookworm), 306 nucleotides. RefSeq lists its product as uncharacterized. Lineage: Eukaryota; Metazoa; Nematoda; Chromadorea; Rhabditida; Ancylostomatidae. The record is from RefSeq and is a predicted model, not a curated record. The coding region runs from base 1 to 306 and encodes 101 amino acids. The transcript has a single exon.